Condylostylus longicornis is the source of this 12018-nucleotide messenger RNA. It is a transcript of the gene Ca-alpha1D, whose product is annotated as voltage-dependent calcium channel type D subunit alpha-1. The coding region runs from base 1285 to 11670 and encodes 3461 amino acids. The transcript is spliced from 31 exons. Gene Ontology annotation, cellular component: membrane; voltage-gated calcium channel complex. NCBI's taxonomy places the organism in Eukaryota, Metazoa, Arthropoda, Insecta, Diptera, Dolichopodidae. The record is from RefSeq and is a predicted model, not a curated record. Gene Ontology annotation, molecular function: high voltage-gated calcium channel activity. Gene Ontology annotation, biological process: calcium ion import across plasma membrane.
CAAUAAAAAAAAAUAAAAUGAAACGUGUGCAAGUGGAAAUAAAAAUUUUUAACAAAUAGAAAUAUGAAAAUAUUAAAAAAUAACAAAAAAAAAGAGAAAAAAUUAUCCAAUAAUAUUUAAUUGGUCAUUUAAACUAUACAAAAAAAAAAUUACUGAUUUUUUUAACAAUUAGAUUAUUACAAAAAAAAAAAACUAAAUCAAACUUAAUUUUUGUUUCUAUAACCACCGACCGCAAAAGACGAAGAAGACAAAGACGACGACGACGCGAUAUCGAACGACAAAAAACUACGACAUCAGCAGGAUAUUGAGAGCGGAGCGCGGCGCGGCAUAAUGUAAUGUAGAAAACGGAAAAGAGAAAGAGAGAGAAAGAAAAAAGAAAUGAAAAAACGAACUGCGAUUUAAUUCGUUUUUCUCUUUUGUUUUUAUUCCGUUUCAUAAAAACAACAUUUUUACAGUUUCCAAAAAAUAAAAGAAAAAAAGCAAAAAAUUAAAACUAUAAAAAAAUUUAAUAAAUAAAUAAAUAGAUUUUUUUUUUCUAUUUUUCUGUUUUUUUUUUCGAUCGAAAUUUGAGAAUUUAAAAUUUUAUUAAUCAAAUUUUUUUUUGUUUUUAAUAAUUUAAUAUUCAAGGAAUAAAAGAAAAACAAAAAUAAAAUAUUGAAUAAUUAAAAAAAAAAUUAAAAUUUUAAAAAUUUUAUAUACCUACUACGAUAAAACAAAAAUAAGGAUACAAGAGGAUAUUUUGAAAACGUUAUACGUGUAUAUAUAUGUGUUUUUUGUGUGUGUAUCGGAAUACCCUUAAGUUUAAAGUGACUUAAUCUCAAAAUAUAAAAUAAUUAAAUUAAAUUGUUUACUAUACAACAGCUAGGCUAGGCUAAUUAAUAACUCUUGAAGUUUGUUUAAAUUGAAUUCAUGGUUUAAAUUUUCAUAAAAAAUCCUCAAUAUACUUGAAAUUUUCAACUUUUCUCUAUCGAUUUAAAAAAUUUAUAGCAAGAUUUUAUGUAAAUGCAAAAAAAGUGUCCAUUCAAAUUUUUUUAGAAAUUUUAAAAACGAAUUUUGAGUAUUUUAAUAGAAAAAGAAAACUGACUUUGUAGUUUCGUUAAAAUAAAUAUAAAAAAAUAGAUGAAACAAAUUGUUUUUAAAAAUUAGUUUUUUUCUAUAUAAAAAUAUAUAAAAUAUGUUAUUUUGAAUAAAUUUAUUUAUAUAAAACAGAAUUUAUACCUAAAAUUAAAACAAGGAGAAAUCGAUUGGGAAAAAUUUACUUCUUUUUUAAUAAACCAGUGUCAAAUGUCAAAGUCUAGGGACCAGUAUGAGCUUCAUUCGUAUAACGCUCAUUUACAAUCGGCUGUGGAAAGCGGUAACGCUAAUAACAGCAACAAUAUUAACAAUUCCAAUUCAACUCCUCCUACAACAGUUACAACAAUUACAACAACAUCAACAGCUACAGCAACAGCAUCGACAUCAACAACGUCAAUAUCUGCAAUUCCAACAACAUCAUCGUCAUUAUCAACAGUACAAACAAAAAAAAUAUCAGAAACAAUUACAAUUCCAACAUCAGCAACAAAAAAUUUGUCAUUAUCAUCUUCAUCUACAUCGUUAUCGUCGGAAACUAAAAAUGCCUCAGCAACAAAUCAAUUCAAUAAAAAAUUCGAUAAAUCAAAAAUUACCGAAGAAAAAAACAAAAACUCAGAACAGGAAAAUGAAAAACACGAAAAGAGAAGAAAAAAACAAAAUACAUUUUCUACUGUUACAACAACAAAAGAUCAAAAAAAUGAUAAUAAGGAUGAAUUGGAUGAUGAUAUUGAAGAAAAUAUUAAAAUUAGGAAAAUUCGUAAAAAGAAAAAAAGCAAAACUUUAUCUAAAGAUCCAUUAAGAUUAAAACAAAUAAAAAUUUUGCCAACAACAACAAAAUCAUUUGAAAUUCCUGAAACAAAAUCAUCAGUAGCAUCACUACCUUUAGCAGAAAAUAAUAGUAAAAUAAUUAAAAAAACUGAAUCAUUCCCUUCCUCAUCAAAAACAUAUUAUGAUCAAGAACAAAAUCAAAAAAAGUUCCAACAAUCACAACAGCAGCAGCUACAACAAUAUUCAGAUAAAAAUAUAAUAAAAAAACAAAAAAGUGAGGACCACAAUUUAAAUUAUAAUAAACUAAAAUUUGAUAAUAUUCCGUUCAAAAUUAGUAAAUUUAAAAUUUCAUCUUCGAUACUACCAUUACACCCACAGUCAUCUACAUCUUUACAAUCAACAUCUAUCGUAAAUACUACUAAUAUUACAACUAGUACUAUUUUAGGAACAAACGUUUCUUUUACAACAGCUUCCACCACAUCAACUACCAGCACGUCUGCAACAAGUAAUGAUAUGGUAGAUAUACAUAUAGACAAAAUCAAUAAAAAUAAAUCAGUUAAAAAUAGAAAUUUAAAAGAUAAGUCUGAAAAAAUGCUAGUAAAAAAAUUAAAUAGUUCAGUAACUGUAACAAAUGAUAAUUCUAAUUUAGAAAAUUAUACAAAUAUAAUUAAUGACAGUAAAACACAAACAACAGCGUCUACAACAACAACAUCAAUAGCAGCAUCAAUAUUAACAGAAACAGUAUCAUCAACUACUACCACCACCACAACAGCAACUCCGCCAGUACCAAUAGCAACUACAUCAACAAAAAAUAUUAAUAAACGUAUAAAAUCAUCAUUAAAUUUAACAAAAAAACGUUAUAGUUUUAAUGGUUUUUGUAAUUAUGAUUAUAAUAAAAGAAAAAGUAAUAACAAUAUUGUAAAUUUAAAUAAUAAUAACAAUAAUAAUAUUAAUAAUACUAAUAAUAAUAUUGAUAAUAAUAAUGAUAUUAAAUGCCAAAUUUCAAAAAAUAAUUUUAUUAAAACUAAAAAACAAAAGAAAUCAUCUAAAACUAAUGACAAUGAUAAUGUUAUAGUUGAUGAUAAUAAGGGUGAUACUAAUUUAAUUAAUGAUAAUGUUUUUGAUAAUGAUGAUGAUGAUGACACAACAACAACAACAAAUGCAAAAGUAACUGCAAAAACAACAACCUUUAUUACAAAUAGUACAAGUAGUACAACAUUUAGUAGUUCGUUUGCCAAAGAAAAUUAUUUUGAUAGUAGUAAUACUAGUGAUAAUAAUAAAAAAAUAAUAAAAAAACCAUCAACAACAACAACACAAUCAACUAAGAUAAAAGGAACAUUAGAAAAUAGUAGUAUUGAAAAUGAUGAUACAGCAAUAGUAUCAACAACAGCAAACACGAAUAAAAUGAUAAUAAAACCAGUUAAAGUAGCAAAAGCAAGUGUUGAUGAUAAUGAUGAUGAUGAUGAUGAUGAUGAUGAUGAUGAUGAUGUUGAUGAUGAUUACUUUUUAUAUAAAAAUUUAUCAAACAAUAGUAUUGAUAAUGAUACAAGAAAAAUUAAAAGAACGCAACAAGAGAAACAACAAGAAUUUUCAAAUACUAAAAUUAAUUAUUUAAGAAAACAACAAGAAAAACAAAUAAAAAAACAGCAAGAACAACAGCAACAUAAAAAACAAAAUUUACGUAAAAUGUCAUCAAAACAUCAUAAAGGUACUACAAAUUUAAAAACAGUUCCUCAAACGAGUACUGCUGCAACAACAGCAGUUACAACAACAGUUCAUUCUCAUGAAUUAGCAACAAAUAUAUUAAAAUUAAAUGAAGCUCAAUUACAUAAAUUACAAUCAGCAAUUAAAACAACAGCAGCAACAACAAUAUCAGAAACAACAACACUAAGUUCCAUAUUACCAAUUACAACAACAGGAGUAACAACAACAUCAUCAAAAUUAAUAUCAAAAGUAUUAAAUCCAAUAAUUACAACAACAGCAACAACAACAACAACAAGUGCAUUAAAAUCAUCUAUAUCAUCUAGAUUUCCAAGUACAAGUUGCACUAAUUUUUAUGUCGAUAGUAAUAAUAGUAUUGGUAAAACAGGUAAUAGCUUUUUCGAAUGUAAUAAUAGUAGUUUAGAGGAUUCAUCAUCAAUAAUUGAUGAAUUAUUUGAAGAAGAAUUAAAUGCAAAAAAUUUUAUUGUACCAUUAGCUGAUGAAGAAGAUGAAAUAACAACUGGUGGUCUAACAUCUAGUUUAAAUGGUAAUAAUGAUAAUAUAAAUAAUAAAAAUUUUAAUAUUAUAAAUAAUAAAAAUAAUUUAAUUAAAUAUAAUAAUAUUAAUAAUACUGGUGCUGAUAAUAAUGAUGAUAAUCCAUUUUCAUUAACUGAUAUUGAUGAUAUAUCACAUAAAACUUAUAUUAUAUUAGAUAGAGAUAUUGAGGAUGGUGAUGAUGAUGAUGAUGAUGAUGAUGAAGAAAUUGAUGAUAAUGAUGAUGAUAUUUCAAAUAUUGAUUAUAAUAAAUACGAUAAAAAUAUAAACGAAAUUUUAUUAAAUGAAUAUAACGAUGAUAUUAAAUUAAAAUAUAAUGAUAUAAUAGAUGACGAUGAAGAAGCUAUAUUAAAAGAUACAAGUAAUGAAGAAAUAAUUGAAGGUGAAGAAGACGACGGAGAAGAAGAGUUAAUUGAAGAAGAACAAGAAUAUGAUUUUGAUAUCAAUGAUGAAGAAUUUGAUAUUGAAGAAGGAGAAGAAGAAGGAGAAAUUGAUGACGAAGAAGAAUAUAUUAUAGAAGAAGAAGUAGAAGAAGAAGAAGAAGAAGAAGAAGAAGAAGAAGAAAUAGAAGACGAAGAAGAAGAAGUAGAAGAAGAAGAAGAAGAAAAAAUAGACGAAGAAGACGAAGAAGGCGAAAAUAAUAUUUAUAAAAUCGAACAAAAUAUAAAAGAAAUUAAUUUCAAUAAUAAAAUAUUAAAAACUGGUGAAAAUAAUUUAAUAAAAACAAUAAUUAAUAAAGACAGAUUAAAUAAAAGAAAAAAUAAAAAAUUAAAUAAAACAUUAAAUAGGUUUGGUAUUAGUAAUAAAUUAAAAUAUUUUCCGUCCUCCGGUAAAAUAAAUAAAAUUAUAAAACAAGAAGAAGAAGAAGACGAUAAUAUUGAUGAUCAUAGUUUUGUAGAUAAAAAAAAUAUUAAAAAAUAUAAACAAAAAUUCAAAAAACAACAUCAAAAAUUGCAACAAGAACAACAUCAACUACAACUGCAACAACAAUAUCAAAGACAACAAAAUAAUUUAAAUUAUAUUUAUAAUCAAACAUUAAAAGAUUUUACUGGUGUUAUUGAUAAUAAUGUAAAUUGUGGUGGCAUUAAUAAAAUUAAUAAUAAUAAUAUAGAUAAUUGCGGUGAUGUUAAUAAUAUUAAUUAUAAUAAUAUAAAUAACAAUCAAUCAAAUAAACGUUUAUCAUUCUUUCGUAGACGUCAUCGUCGUAAUAAUAAUACUAAUAAUAAUAACUUUCAAUAUAGUCCAAAUUCAUUAUAUAGAGGUGUAUGGCAAACAUCUUUAAGUAGUGCAACAGCUGCUAUAAGUACAGCUACUGCACCAGCAUCAUUUAUAAUAAAUUCAAAAUUAAAUAGUAAUAGUGUUAAUUUAAUAAAAAAUAAUAACAGUAUGAUUGGUAGUAACGGUAGUAGCGGCGGAGGUGGUAGAGGUGGUGGUGAUAGUGGGGAUGAUGGUGAUGGUGGUGGAAUUAAUGAUACAUUAGGAACAGGAAAUUAUAGUAAUAGUGGUGGUACCGGUGGAACUGGUUGUGGUUAUAGUGACUUAGAUAUAGGUAUGAACAUUGGUGAUGGUAUUGAUGGUAUUAGUAAUGGUGGUGGUGGUGGAGGUUUAUAUGGUCCAAAUAUACCAGAAACAUUAAAUGGUACUGGUGGUGGUGGACAAAGUGGUAAUACCGGACAAAAAACAGGUACAACAGCACAAAAAAGACCAGCAAGACGUGGUGGUAAACCACAACCGGAAAGGCCGGCUAGAGCAUUAUUUUUUUUAACAUUAAAAAAUCCGAUUAGAAAAUUUUGUAUUGAUAUUGUUGAAUGGAAACCAUUUGAAUAUUUAAUUUUAUUAACAAUAUUUGCAAAUUGUGUUGCCUUAGCUGUUUAUACACCAUAUCCUUAUAGUGAUUCCAAUAUAACAAAUGCAAUUUUGGAAAAAGUUGAGUACGUGUUUUUAGUAAUUUUUACGGCCGAAUGUUUUAUGAAAAUUAUAGCUUAUGGUUUUGUUUUACAUCAAGGUGCAUAUUUAAGGAAUGGUUGGAAUAUGUUAGAUUUUUUUAUUGUUGUAAUAGGCAUGGUAAGCACAGCAUUAGCUAAUUUUAUGAGAGAAGGAUUUGAUGUUAAAGCUUUAAGAGCAUUUAGAGUACUAAGACCACUUCGAUUGGUUUCAGGAGUGCCAAGUCUACAAGUUGUACUUAAUUCAAUUCUUCGUGCCAUGGUGCCUUUAUUUCAUAUAGCUUUAUUGGUGUUAUUUGUAAUUAUAAUUUAUGCGAUUAUAGGAUUGGAAUUAUUUUCAGGGAAAAUGCAUAAGACAUGUUAUAAUAAUGUAACAGAUGAAAUUAUGGAUGAAGCUGUACCAUGUGGGGAUGGUGGUCUAUUAUGUGAUGAUGGCUACACUUGUCAUUCAGGUUGGGACGGACCCAAUUGGGGCAUAACGAAUUUCGAUAAUUUUGGUUUAGCAAUGUUAACUGUAUUUCAGUGUGUUACACUUGAAGGAUGGACUGAUGUAUUAUAUCAUAUACAAGAUGCAAUGGGUGGUACUUGGCAAUGGGUUUAUUUUAUUUCAAUGGUUAUAUUAGGUGCAUUUUUUGUUAUGAAUCUUAUUCUUGGUGUCCUAUCUGGUGAAUUUUCAAAAGAACGUACAAAAGCUAAAAAUCGUGGUGAUUUUCAAAAAUUACGUGAAAAACAACAAAUUGAAGAAGAUCUAAGAGGUUAUUUAGAUUGGAUAACACAAGCUGAAGAUAUUGAACCUGAAUCAGAGGGCAAUAUAUUACAAGAUGGUAAAGUAAAACAACCAAAUGAAAUGGAUUCACAAGAUCAAUUAGGUGAAUUAGAAGCAUUAGAACAAAAACAAGAAUCAUGGUUUGUUAAAAAAAAAAAAGAUAUGGAUCGUGUUAACAGACGUUUAAGACGUGCAUGUCGUAAAGCAGUUAAAUCACAAGCAUUUUAUUGGUUAAUUAUUAUUUUAGUAUUUUUAAAUACUGGUGUACUAGCAACAGAACAUUAUCGGCAACCACCAUGGCUAGAUGAUUUUCAAGAAAUUACGAAUAUUUGUUUCGUUGCAUUAUUUACAAUGGAAAUGCUUCUUAAAAUGUAUAGUUUAGGUAUUCAAGGGUAUUUUGUAUCAUUAUUUAAUCGUUUUGAUUGUUUUGUGGUAAUCGGUAGUAUAACGGAAAUGAUAUUAACAAAAACUCAUAUAAUGCCACCAUUGGGUGUAUCUGUUUUGCGUUGUGUUCGAUUACUUCGAGUUUUUAAAGUAACAAAAUAUUGGCAUUCAUUAUCAAAUUUGGUUGCAUCAUUAUUAAAUUCAAUUCAAUCGAUUGCAUCACUUUUAUUGUUAUUGUUUUUAUUCAUUGUAAUUUUUGCUUUAUUAGGAAUGCAAGUAUUCGGUGGUAAAUUUGUUUUUAACGAAACCGAGGAGAAACCAAGAUCAAAUUUUGAUAGCUUUUGGCAAAGUUUAUUAACAGUAUUUCAGAUAUUAACUGGUGAAGAUUGGAACGCUGUUAUGUACGAUGGUAUACGCGCUCAUGGUGGUGUUAAUUCAACUGGUAUUCUAGCAUGUGUAUAUUUUAUUAUAUUAUUUAUUUGCGGUAAUUAUAUCCUGUUAAACGUUUUCUUGGCUAUUGCUGUCGAUAAUUUAGCUGAUGCAGAUUCAUUGACAACGGUUGAGAAAGAAGAAGCGGAGGAAGAAAAUAAACCUAAAUCUCAUAGUCCUACACCCAUAUUAGAUAGUGAUGAGGAAAUUUUAGAUGAAGAUGAUUUAAGAGAUGGUGAUGAAAUAAAUUUGGAUGAGGAUACAGCAUCUGAAACUAAAAUUCGUUUUGAAGAAGAACAGGAUGUUUACGAUGAAGAACAAGAUGGUGGCGGCGGCGGCCAUCAGAAUAAUUAUAAUAAUAAUGAAAAUAAUUUUGAUGAAACGAUGUAUAUGGAAGAUGAAAUGAUAGAAGAAGAGCAAGAAGAAGAUGUUGAUAUUAAUGGAGAAGUACCAAAAAAAGGAAAACGUUCAGCAAGGCCUAGACGUAUGUCAGAAUUAAAUGAUCCACCUGAAAAAAUUGUACCAAUACCAGAAGGCACAUCUUUUUUCGUCUUCGCUCAAAAGAACAGAUUUCGAAUAUUUUGUCACUGGUUAUGUAAUCACAGUUAUUUUGGUAAUAUAAUUUUGGCAAGUAUUAUGUUUUCAUCAGCAAUGUUAGCGGCAGAAGACCCUCUAAAAGCCGAUUCACCGCGAAAUAAGAUUUUAAAUUAUUUUGAUUAUUUUUUUACCGCUGUUUUUACUACUGAAUUGUGUUUAAAAGUAAUUGCUUAUGGUUUUAUAUUACAUAAAGGAGCAUUUUGUCGGUCAGCUUUUAAUAUGCUAGAUUUAUUAGUCGUUUGUGUCUCGUUAACAUCAAUUUUUGCUGAUUCGAGUGCAAUUUCUGUUGUUAAAAUUUUGCGUGUAUUUCGUGUAUUGAGACCAUUAAGAGCAAUUAAUCGUGCCAAAGGAUUAAAGUAUGUGGUAAAAUGUGUCAUUGUUGCCAUUAAAACUAUUGGUAAUAUUAUGUUGGUUACUUACCUUCUUAUAUUUAUGUUUGCCGUAAUUGGGGUUCAACUUUUCAAGGGAAAAUUUUUCAAAUGUACGGAUGAAUCAAAAGUUAUUGCAGACGAAUGCCAUGGAACUUAUCUAAUAUAUGAAGGUGGUAAUAUCGAAAAACCUGAACUUAAAGAACGCGAAUGGAAAUUGAAUAGAUUUCAUUUUGAUGAUGUUAUCAAAGGAAUGUUAACAUUAUUUACGGUAUCAACAUUUGAAGGAUGGCCAGAUUUAUUAUACGUAUCAAUUGAUUCAAAUCGUGAAAAUUAUGGUCCAAUACAUAAUUUUCGUCCAAUUGUUGCUGCUUAUUAUAUAAUUUAUAUAAUUAUAAUUGCAUUCUUUAUGGUUAAUAUAUUUGUUGGUUUCGUUAUUGUAACAUUCCAAAAUGAAGGUGAACAGGAAUAUAAAAAUUGUGAUUUAGAUAAAAAUCAAAGAAAUUGUAUUGAAUUUGCAUUAAAAGCAAAACCAAUACGUCGUUAUAUACCAAAACAUCGUAUACAGUAUAAAGUAUGGUGGUUUGUAACAUCACAGCCAUUUGAAUAUACAAUAUUUAUUUUAAUUAUGAUAAAUACAAUAACAUUAGCUAUGAAAUUUUAUAAACAACCAGAUUGGUACACCGAUAUGUUAGAUUUAUUAAAUAUGAUAUUUACAGCUGUAUUUGCAUUAGAAUUUAUAUUUAAAUUAGCAGCAUUUCGUUUUAAGAAUUAUUUUGGUGAUGCCUGGAAUGUUUUUGAUUUCAUUAUUGUUCUUGGAUCAUUUAUAGAUAUUGUUAUAUCUGAAAUAAAACUUAGUAAAGGUCAAAAACCAGACGCCGAAAUGACUGGAGGAGGGGGCACUAAAAAAGAUAAAGGUGGUAGUAAUAUGAUUUCAAUUAAUUUUUUUCGACUAUUUCGUGUUAUGCGUCUUGUUAAAUUAUUAAGUAAAGGUGAGGGUAUACGAACAUUAUUGUGGACAUUCAUUAAAUCAUUUCAAGCACUGCCAUAUGUAGCUUUAUUGAUUGUAAUGUUAUUUUUUAUUUAUGCUGUUAUUGGUAUGCAGGUAUUUGGUAAAAUUGCAUUGUCAGAUGAUAAUGCAAUCAAUCGUAAUAAUAACUUUCAAACAUUUCCACAAGCUGUAUUAGUAUUAUUUCGUUCAGCAACUGGAGAAGCAUGGCAAAAUAUUAUGAUGGAUUGUGCACCAAAUCCUGGUGAAGUUGUUUGUGCUGAAGACUCUGAUGAUCCAUAUAACAAAAAUUGUGGUUCAACUAUUGCCUAUCCAUAUUUUAUAUCAUUUUACGUGUUGUGUUCAUUUUUAAUUAUUAAUUUAUUUGUUGCUGUUAUUAUGGAUAAUUUUGAUUAUUUAACAAGAGAUUGGUCUAUAUUGGGACCACAUCAUUUAGAUGAAUUUAUACGUUUAUGGAGUGAAUAUGAUCCAGAUGCAAAAGGCCGUAUAAAACAUUUAGAUGUUGUUACAUUAUUAAGAAAAAUAUCACCACCAUUAGGUUUUGGUAAAUUAUGUCCACAUCGUAUGGCAUGCAAACGUUUAGUAUCGAUGAAUAUGCCAUUAAAUAGCGAUGGUACUGUAUUAUUUAAUGCAACAUUAUUUGCUGUUGUACGCACAUCAUUAAAAAUUAAGACAGAAGGUAAUAUUGAUGAUUGUAAUGCCGAAUUACGUACUGUUAUUAAACAAAUAUGGAAAAGAACAAAUCCAAAAUUAUUAGAUCAAGUUGUACCGCCACCUGGUGUUGAUGAUGAAGUUACUGUUGGUAAAUUUUAUGCAACAUUUUUAAUACAAGAUUAUUUUAGACGUUUUAAAAAAAGAAAAGAACAAGAAUCAAAAGAUGGCCAAAUUGAUCAAAAUAAUACUCGUACAUUACAAGCUGGUUUAAGAACGUUACAUGAAGCCGGACCAGAAUUGAAAAGAGCUAUAUCUGGUAAUUUAGAUGAAUUAUUAGAAGAGCCGGAACCAAUGCACAGACGAAAUCAUACAUUAUUUGGUAGUGUUUGGUCUUCAAUGAGACGACAUGGUGCAGUACCAUUUACACGUAAUCGAACGCAAAAAUCACCUCAAAAUGGUGGUAUGAAUUCAAAAAGAAAUAAUCCAAAUAUAGAUGGUUCAAUAUCAAAUCUUUAUUUAAAUGUUUCUGAUGGCAUAAAUCAUAUUACAAAGUCAAUUAUGCAAGUACGCAAUGGUGGAACUGGUGGACUUGGUAAUAUUGGUGGUGGUGGUUGCGGUAUUGGUAGUAAUAUUAGUGGUAAUGGUCCAUUAGGUUACGACACAGAAAAUCAUAACAAUGAAUUAAAAACAUUCAAUGAAAGUAUACCCAUGAGACCAUUAAUGUUUGCCAAUAAUAAUAAUACCGAUAAUAGUGAUCAUAAGAAACCCUAUGACAAAACAGCUGCUGGUAUAUUACUACAUCCGUAUUACAACGUGGGAAAUGAAGUGAAUGGUAAAAUUGAUGGUCGUUAUGCUUCUUCAACACCUGGAAGCCCGCAGGAACGUCGACCGAAUUCCAUAGAAGUAAUUGGCUCAGCAGAAAGUUUAGUUGGAAGGGUAUUAGCUGAAGAAGGUUUGGGAAAAUUUUGUGAUUCUGAAUUUGUCGCAUAUACAUCAAAAGAAUUACGAGAAGCAUUAGAUAUGACAAAAGAAGAAAUGGAUUUAGCUGCACAUCAAUUAAUGCAAGAAAAUUUUUCACCCACUGUUUCACCAAUAUUAUUACAACGUCAACCUAAUGGUUCCGUUGGUUUCAGUGGAAGUCAUAGUAUUACUGGUGGUGGUGGUGGUCGGAGAAAUUCAUCAAUGGUAUUAUCAAGAAAUGAUUCAACAUCACCAAAUUCUUUAACAAUAAGUGGUGGUGUUGGUAUUGGUACAGCAACAAAUCUAUCAUCAUCUUCAUCAUCAUCACCUCAAAAUUCAUCAAAUAUAAGACAACAACAACAACAGCAACCCCAACAACAACAGCCACAACAGCAAUCACAGCAGCAACCGACACCACCGUCUCGUUCACUAAAUAAAACGAAAAAAAAAGAACGUAAUUUAUAGCAUCUGAUAAAAUGAAAAAAAAAUUUUUGACUCACUUUUCUCGUAUUUUGAAAGAAAACAAAAAACAAAAAAAAAAGGAAAAAGAUUUUAAUUAACAUUAUUAUGGAUAAUUAUAUAUGAAGCUAUACAAUGUACACCUUAUAUACAUAUAUUUCUAUUAUAUAACAAACUUAUAUUGUGUAUUUGUAUUAUAUUAUGUAUGUAUUUAAUAUUAUUGACAAAAGUUAGAAAAAAAGAACUAUAUAUAUGUAGAAUAUAAAUUAUUUAUAAAUUAUAAUUUUAUAUUAUUAUGGAUAGUGUAUGAAAAACUGAAAAAAAAAGAAAGUUAAAAAAAAAAAUUCCCAUAAA